This is a messenger RNA of Plodia interpunctella (Indianmeal moth), 1867 nucleotides long. RefSeq lists its product as uncharacterized. Bases 75 to 1424 code for a protein of 449 amino acids. The record is from RefSeq and is a predicted model, not a curated record. Lineage: Eukaryota; Metazoa; Arthropoda; Insecta; Lepidoptera; Pyralidae. The transcript is spliced from 2 exons.
UAAUAAAACAGUGCAGUGACAACUAUGAUCAAAUCAACGCAACUGUCAAUUUUCCUACGAGGUUCGAUGUUAAAAUGGCGGAUGUCUCAAGUAAUGAGCGCAAAAUAAAACUCACUAAAAGUGGGAAAGUUGUUAAAAGACGCACUAAAAAUCCCGAAGAAUGGCACAAACAAAAACAAAAACGAUUACGAAUUGCUGGACUGGAAUACAUAAAUGCAAAUGGAAAAUUAGUUCCUCCAAAACAGCCAGGCCCUGACUGUAACUGCCGAAGAGGGUGCUUCCAGAAAGUUCCUGAAGAAGUUCGCUUAAAGACAUUUCAAGGCUUUUAUUCCAUGAAAACUCAUGAUGAACAAAAUGCAUACUUAUUUGGCCUUAUGAGACAAGUUGAUGUUAAGAGAAAAAGGGUGAAAGGCAAAACUAGCAGACGAACUUGUACUUUUGAAUAUUUUGUGAGAGUGAAGGGCAGAGAGACACAAGUUUGCCAGACAGCUUUUAAAAAUAUUCAUGCCAUAACUGAACGAAAAGUAAGAGUCCUUUGCAAGAAAAUGGAUGAUGGUGUAAUGUUUCCUAGUGAUAACCGUGGCAAGAACAGUCAUAGACGCUCAGGUGAAGUCCGCCUUCCAACUGGAGUUGUGGAGCAAAUAAAAAAUCAUGUAUACUCUAUUGUCCAUACACACAGAUUAAAAGAUUUUAUUAGAUUGGACAAAAUUGCCGGUCUUGAGAUCAAUAUUUCUAAAAUGUGGAAAGACUACAUCAAAACCUAUGAUCCUGAAAACAUAUCAGCAACAAUGCCUAAAUCAAAACGUACAAUUGAAGCAGAAGUUUCUGCACCAGAGCCCAUACCUCAACCUCCUCCCCCUCCUCAGGAGCAAUUGUUUGGCCCCAUGGCAUACCCUGGGAGUGGACAUUUGGUUAAUAUUGCUGAAAAUUACUUCCAAAAUCAGUACCCCACAACAACAUUAACAUCAACUACUGCUACAAAUUUUUAUCAGCCACAAAAUGGAGGACAAAGUAUGGGAAUAUUACUGCAGCCUACAGCUGCAAGGCCACAGCAUGCAGCUUACAUUGUGCUGCAAGCAAAGCCUGAACCCCAGGGAAAUACUGCAACACUUGCCAUUGACAAUGUCCCAUACAAUGACAACACAAUGGAUUGUCAAUCUGUUGUCAAAGUAGAAAAAAAAGUAAAAAAGGAGAGAAAAAAAGGACCCUUAGUGAAGCAAUGGAGAUAUACAAAUAUUUUCCAUGAAGAGAUUAAUGGUGCUGCAUUAGCUGCCAUCAAAACCCGCUUGGGCAUGUAUUAUGCUGAGAGUGAUGCCGCCCGGAAGAAGGCAAAGCAGGCCCGACCCGUGGAGGCUGCUGCAGUGCAGACACAAACACAGCCUGAACAAAUCCGACCUACUCACACAGUUACUAUUUAUACAUAGAAUAGAGCUAGUGUAGAACACACCAUUCAAAAUUGACUGAUCUGAUUUUAACGUUAUAUUGUAUUAAGAUCACAGUAGAAAUUAAGUAUUAUGAGCUGAAAUUCGAAAUUCGAGGUGACAUAACAUUUAAGUUUGCUACUAUUUUUGGUGGCAAGAUAUUGCAUCUCAACUUUCGCAUUUUGACCCUAACGUGGUACAAUUUUAUACUCUAAGUACAUAUUAAGUAGCCAUUUAUAGUAUUUUAGAGAUGGAAUGUUAAAAAAAAAGUUAUUGAAACUUGUAAACCAGUGCUUUAUUGGCAAAUCAUGUAGAACUUUUCAAGAAAAUUAUUUAUUUAACUGUUUAGGUUCAUCUUAUGAAAUAUUUUUAUUUAUUAGGAAGAAAAGUAGUGCUCAUCAAUGCAUAUUAUUACUUUAUUGCAAUAUAAGCGAAUAAUAAUAAAA